AUGUCGAAACGUUCCAUCGGUGGUGGAUCUCCAGUGGCUGUUAAGCGCCAACAUCAUGAUCUGUAUGAAACAUCAUCUUCAUCCAAUUCAGAUUAUAAUUCUGAAGCAGUAGAAACUUGGAUUGCCUGUGGUAAAUGUGCCACUACUUUGGGAUUAUAUGUGUUGGCUAUAAGAGCGUUUGAAAGCGCCGCCCAACAUAAUCCUGGCAGUGUUGAUGCAUUAGUUGGAUUCUCCCAAUCGUUACGGUUUAAUGAUAUCCAUGUGAAUGAAACCUUGGGUCUGCAAGCUGCCAUAGAGAAGUUGAACCGUGCCAUAGAAUCUAUUCCCUCCCUUUUGAAACGAUUUGAAAUCUUCCAAGAGUUGGCUGAAUGUUAUUUGUUAGUUGGUUUCAACGAACAAGCUCAUCAGGCCAUUCAAGCAGCAAUUCAAUUGAAUGGUAGUAAUCCAUCGCUAUGGCUUCUUUCAGCUCAAACGUUAAUAAGAGCAGGUGCAAGACAACAUGCAGCAAAUGCUCUUAAUAAAUGUUUAUCCCUUUUACCCGAACAGUUGAUAUCUCCUGUUAAAGAAGAAUUUGGUGGUCAAAACGACCCCAAUCAAAAUGUCGAAAUCGCCAGAAGAGCCCAUGCGGAAUUGGCAGCUAUCGCAGCAGCUGAUGGGAACAUUGAGUUAUCAAUAAAAGAGUUGACCCUGACAUUAUCCUUACCUCCACCUCCAUUAUCUCGAAUAGAUGAACAUAUUGCAUUAUGGUGUGCUCUUGUCACUGCCAAAGAAAGAGACGGUGAUAUCCCCGGGGCCUUACAAGCUUGUGAACAAGCAGAGGUCGCAGUUGGGGAAUCACCAAGAAUAUUAUUACUCUAUGCAUAUUUAUUAUUGUUGACUAGCGAGGAACAAACAAAGAAGAGUCAAAGAACCCCAGUUGAAGAACCAAUAUAUAGAGCAAUCUCAUUGUUGGAGAAUGUUAUUGACUUGGAAAGAGAUCCUAAGAAUCCAGCAGCCCAACCACCUUCUAGUGACGGUGACUUUUUACCUUGGUAUUUGAUGGGUAAAGCAUAUUCCCUUUUGGAUAAUCCAAGAGCAGCAUAUGAUUCUUAUCAAGUUGCCUUAAGAAGGGCUUCCAGCUCACCAAUUACCUGGUUAUCAGUAGGGAGAUUGUAUUUACAGUUGAAUCAAUUGUCCGAUGCCCUUGAUGCUUAUUCCCAAGCUCUUCGUGUUCAAAUCGACGAAAACUCAACUGGAACAGCAACUGCUUGGGAUGGUCUUUCUUGUGUCUAUGAAAGAUGUGACGACCAAUUGAUGGAUGCAGCAGAUGCUUGUGCCAGAUCAGCAUUAUGUUACAGAAAUAUUGGUGAUGUUAAGAAUGCUCAAUACUUUGAUGAUAGAUCUAAGAUUUUAACCAAAGCUUCCAAGAAAGAAGGACCAGUUCCUCCAUUAAGAGACCCACCAGAUGUUCCACCAUUCUUUUUACGUGAUUUGGUUGCUUUGUUACCGUCAGAGAGAAUAGCAUUUGUUCAAGGUUCUCAACUCCGUCAACAGCAAAUCCAACAACAGUUACUGCUGCAACUCCAGCAACAAUCUUCACCAUCUCAAAGUCAAAUCCAACCACAACAUGUUCAAAAGGCUUCACCAGGACAAUCACAAGCACAGGAAGUAGUUCAACAACCCGGUCAACAACACAGCACUCCACAAGUUCCGGCAGAAGCGAAAGUUGUUACUGCUGCUCCACUACCAGGAUCAUCUGGGGGUGGUGCUGCUACUCAACAGCAAUUCCAUCCUCCAGGCAUUCAACCACAGCCAACACCAAUCCAUGCUGCUCAACAACCUCAACAACAACCACAACAAUGGUCUCCACUGCAACCAGGUCCUGCUCCACAGCCCACCCAACAGCAACCUUCACAACAACAACCUCAACAACAACCUCAACAGCAACCUCAACAACAACCUCCCUUCCCCCAAUACUAUUAUCAACCGGUACCCGGUGCUCAAUUCUCUCCACAAGUUACUGGAGCUCAGCAUAAUGGUGGUCAAAUACCCCAGAUUCCUCCAGUGCCGCAAGGGCCACCAAUGGGACAACCUAUGCCUAAUGGAGCUCCAAUGUACCAACAGCCACACCAAGGAGGGCAACAAAGAUCACCAUUGGUUCACCAGUUGAUUCCAAAUGGGUAUCCUUAUCCGCAACAAACACAAGCUCAACAAUUUUUCCCUGGAGCACCACCAAUGUUGCCUCAUGGUUAUAGUUAUGCCAGUCAAUGUGGAAUCCCCAUCGGACUUCCAUCUCAUCCUCAACAGCCAGGACAAGAAGCUUCUGCCAUUGCCAAUGGGAAUGCAGUUUCCAGUGCUACUCCACAACCUCCAUUCCCCCAACACGCACCUUACGCUCCUUUAGUUAACACUUGGAGGUGA
Molecule: messenger RNA, 2400 nt
Organism: Lizanozyma spartinae
Lineage: Eukaryota; Fungi; Ascomycota; Pichiomycetes; Serinales; Debaryomycetaceae
Gene: TCC1
Product: Tcc1p
Exons: 1
Coding region: 1-2400 (799 amino acids)
Biological process (GO): regulation of gene expression
Molecular function (GO): RNA polymerase II cis-regulatory region sequence-specific DNA binding; chromatin DNA binding; protein binding
Source: RefSeq, a predicted model, not a curated record